AUGCUAGGAGAGCCCCAGACAACAGCAGAAAACCGGAUCCACUUUCAUUAUUUGGAUGAAGGAUAACAUAGCUGUCUACAGAGAAACUACAGAUUUCAGAGAGAAACAUUAAAGAACAGAUAACUUACAGUCUUCCUCAUAAGCUUUUUUUGCUCUUCGACUUCUCAACCUCAAUAUGAGUGGUCUGGUAGGGAAACUGGACCCUCGCAGGAUACAGUGGGGCUCGGCAUGGAAUACCUUUACAUCCCGUGUACUGAGGACCAAACCUGUGGAGUCCAUGCUGGAUUCAGCCGUGUCGGGCACCAGCUCGCAUGGCACAAGACUGGCUCGAGUGUUGUCCACUGUGGACCUAGUGUCACUUGGGGUGGGCAGCUGCGUAGGGACAGGGAUGUAUGUGGUCUCAGGGCUUGUUGCCAAGGAGAUGGCUGGCCCUGGAGUUAUUGUAUCCUUCAUUAUCGCCGCUGUUGCAUCCAUACUUUCAGGAGUGUGUUAUGCUGAGUUUGGGGUCCGAGUCCCUAAAACCACAGGUUCGGCAUACACAUACAGCUAUGUAACCGUCGGAGAGUGUGUGGCCUUUUUCAUCGGCUGGAACUUAAUCCUGGAGUAUCUGAUUGGCACAGCAGCCGGAGCUUCAGCUCUCAGCAGCAUGGCAGACUCUCUGGCCAAUCACACCAUCAGCAACUUCAUGAUUUCACAUAUCGGCACUCUCAACGGCUUGGGUAAAGGGGAGCAGUCUUACCCAGAUCUUCUGGCUCUGCUGAUAGCAUUGCUGGUUACAGUGAUAGUGGCAUUAGGAGUGAAAAAUUCUGUCGGCUUCAACAACGCUCUGAACAUCAUCAACCUCAUCGUGUGGGUGUUCAUGAUGAUCGCUGGACUCUUCUUUGUCAACGGAGAGAAUUGGGAUGAAGGAAGAUUCCUGCCGUUUGGCUGGUCAGGGGUAAUGCAGGGUGCAGCCACCUGCUUUUAUGCCUUCAUUGGGUUUGACAUCAUUGCUACAACAGGAGAAGAGGCCAAAAGCCCCAACACCUCAAUCCCGUACGCCAUCACUGCCUCACUUAUCACCUGCCUCACUGCCUAUGUCUCUGUUUCUGUGAUACUAACGCUGAUGGUCCCAUACAAUGAAAUUGAUGAAGAUGCCCCUCUGAUGGAGAUGUUUUCCUUGCAUGGUUGUAUGUUCGCAAAGUACAUAGUUGCUGUUGGGUCCAUAGCUGGACUGACUGUGUCCCUCCUGGGUUCCCUUUUCCCCAUGCCAAGGGUCAUCUAUGCCAUGGCAGGGGAUGGUCUGCUGUUUAAGUUUCUGGCCAGUGUUUCUUCAUACACAGAGACCCCUGCUGUGGCUUGUGUCGUAUCAGGAUUUCUUGCUGCCCUUUUGUCCCUUCUGGUCAGCCUCAGAGACCUCAUAGAGAUGAUGUCUAUAGGCACCUUGCUGGCCUAUACUCUAGUGAGCCUUUGUGUGCUUCUGCUACGUUACCAACCUGAGGGCGACAUCCAUGGCUUUGUUAACUUUCUCUCUGAGGAGCAGAGCAAGAAGAAAAAAGAAGGAAUUCUGGCUGAGUGCGAAAAAGACGCUUGCUCUCCGACAAGUGAGGUGGACGAGUAUGGAGGAGCACCCACGAACACUUGCGGGGCCAAAAACUUGCCAUCCCUGGGUGAUAAUGAGAUGUUGAUCGGAAAACCGGAUAAAACUGCAUACACUGCAGGCCAUCCCAACUACGGCACAGUGGAUAUGACCACAGGCAUCGAAGCUGAGGAGUCUGAAGGAGGGAUGUCCCGGAGGCUCAAGAAGCUGAUUGGACCUCGCUACUAUACAUUGAGAAUCCGUCUUGGUCUUCCUGGAAAAAUGGACAGGCCAACUCCAGUCACAGGGAAAACCGUCACUGUGUGUGUGCUGCUGCUGUUCAUCUUGUUCUUUGCUUUCUGCUCCUUUAUCAUUUUUGGAGCAAGUUGUAUUACAGAUGGACAAUGGUGGGCCUUGCUGCUACUAAUCCUCCUCAUCAUCUUCAUUGCUCUGCUGAUCAUCAUUAUUCUCCAGCAGCCAGAGAACCCAAAGCGGCUCCCUUACAUGGCGCCAUGUGUGCCAUUCGUACCUGCUUCAGCCAUGCUGGUCAACAUCUACCUCAUGCUUAAACUAUCUGCCAUCACUUGGAUUCGUUUCUCAAUCUGGUGCCUCGUUGGUGUACUUAUCUACUUUGGCUAUGGCAUGUGGAACAGCACUCUGGAGAUUACAGCUAGAGAAAAUGAGGUGCAUGCUUCCACCUACCAGCGCUACGAUCAAGGCGUGGACGAAGGCUUCUGUGGCUUCGAAGACGAUUUUUAUCCGCCCACCACUGACACCUGGGAUGCACAUGAGGGGGAUUCAGGGGGGGCGCCACCUCCGAAGGCAAAACCUGAAAGUGAUGGGAUUUCCUCACGAGGUGGAAGUAGAACCAUUGCUAACAAUGGCCUUGCAGAGGAGGACCCAAUGGAUUUCUGAAAGGAAUGACUUUUGUGAUACAUUGAAUGUACUGCCUUGUCUGCUGCCUGGGGGGGAGGGUGUGUGUGUGCGAGUGCAUGACUGACUGCUAGUGUGAAAGGAUGUUUGCAUGCUUGCACGAGUGUGUAUUUGUUUUAUGUUUCAAACCCCUGGGCUAGAUUGUUUUUGGGUAAGGAAACGGUUUCCCUUUUAAAAAUACUCAUUCUGCUUGGCAUGCUGCCCCUCACACAAAUGUCUUCACGCUUUCACAGGAUCUGGCUUUUGAACCAACUUCCCAAACAAAGGAAAACAUGUAAGGAAAGUGUGAACGAAGGCCUAGAUAAGAUAGUGAUUAUGUGAAGAAAUGACAUGCUUUACUGAGAAACUUUUACAAGUCAAGAGCUUUGGCCCAGGAGAGAAAAGGGCAGUGAGAGUGGACAAAUGAGUCAGCAACUGUCUUCCUGUUCCACCUCAGGCAGACAGACAGGAAAGUUUAAUGACAGAUUGAUGGAUACAAAUGCCUUCCAAUGGCAAAGUCGACUUUGUGUGUUGACAGUUUUUGUACAAACGUGAAAACACAUCCUAAACCUACUCUUAAACCUAAAUUGAGCAUCUAGCCUGAGGGGUUUCACCAGGGAUUUGUGGUUAAGGGUGUUGAUGUUUUUGUGACAACUAUUACUUGGACUUUGCUUGUAAUAGUGCCUUCAUCUAUUGUGUGUAUUUUUCUGGUUAUUUUAAAUCCCUAGUUUGAUUUUUGCCUAUGUAUAUGUGUGGUCUGUCGUACUGUGCCUUGCAAAAGCAUUCAUAAAAGCAUUUUUAGAUUUUGUUAUGUUGAAGAGCACUAACCUAUUUUAUUUGGAUUUCAUGGAAUUCACCAACACAUAGGGGUAUUUCUGGUUGAACAUUUUGUUUUCCUUCUAGAAAGUGAACCUUUGCUUCUCGCUCAUGCAUGUAAGUAAAUCCAUCCACUGUCCUAUAAACUCUUACAAUUGCUUUACUAAAGAAAACCAUUCCCAUAGCAUUCUACUGCCACCACCAUCAUUACCACAAGGAUGUUGUUUAUGCUAUUGCACAGGACAGUAGUUGCAUACAGGCCAAAAGGCUUAGUCAUCUAGAUCAUUAUAAGGGGGAAAAAGAUGAUGUACUUAAUUUCUUAUAGUUGAAGAUACUUUGCUCUUCAUCCAAAGAGCUAUCUUAGUUCAAAGCUAGUGGGAUUAGCAUUCCAAGCUUUAAUGGGCUUUACCAUUCAGCCAUUAAUUUCAACUUACAGAACAGCACAUCUAAAAAAAAGCUUAAAAGCUUUGAA
Messenger RNA from Cyprinodon tularosa, 3758 nucleotides. It is a transcript of the gene slc7a14a, whose product is annotated as solute carrier family 7 member 14a. Lineage: Eukaryota; Metazoa; Chordata; Actinopteri; Cyprinodontiformes; Cyprinodontidae. Gene Ontology annotation, cellular component: plasma membrane. The record is from RefSeq and is a predicted model, not a curated record. Gene Ontology annotation, biological process: transmembrane transport; amino acid transport. The transcript has 9 exons. Gene Ontology annotation, molecular function: amino acid transmembrane transporter activity. The coding region runs from base 176 to 2473 and encodes 765 amino acids.